CUGGUCUGGUUAUUUGUCAGAGUCUCCAGCGGAAUCCGGGCGCCCCCUGCCCUUAACCAAGAUGGCCGCCCCGAGGCGCCAGCGCACUGUGGAAUACGGCGGCGCUUCCGGUCCCGUUGCCCGCAACGAAGAUGGCGGCAGUGGAGAAGCGGCGGCCGGCCGUGGCUCCGGCGGCCAGUUUUGUCGACAGCGGGCGGCCGGCGGUGUCCCGAGCAGCAGCAACGGCCGAGAGUGAGGAGGACUUCCUGCGGCAGGUCGGCGUGACGGAGAUGCUGCGCGCGGCCCUGCUGAAGGUGCUGGAGGCGCGGCCCGAGGAGCCGAUCGCCUUCCUGGCGCACUACUUCGAGAACAUGGGCUUGCGCUCGCCUGCAAACGGCGGCGCCGGGGAGCCCCCAGGCCAGCUCCUGCUGCAGCAGCAGCGCCUGGGCCGCGCGCUGUGGCACCUUCGCCUGGCUCACCACUCCCAGAGGACGGCCUUCAACAACAACGUCAGCGUGGCCUACGAGUGCCUGAGCGCCAGUGGGCGCAAGAAGAAGCCAGGGCUGGAUGGGCGCACCUACAGCGAGCUGCUCAAACGCAUCUGCCGGGACGGGGAAGCCCCCGAGGAGGUCGUGGCGCCCCUGCUGCACAAGAUCCAGUGCCGGGACCACGAGGCUGUGCCGCUGGACGUCUUCCGCGCCGGCAUGCUCACCUGCUUCGUGCUGCUGGAGUUCGUGGCGCGGGCCAGCGCCCUCUACCGGCUGCUGGAGGACCCCGCCCUGGCUGUGGCGGACCGACGCGUGGGCCAGGCCGUGCUGGACACCCUGGAGGGGGCCCUGCAGGCCAGCGAUGGAGGUGCUGUGCCCGCCCGCUACCUGGAGGCCGGCUCGCGCCUGGGCCCCGACAGCCUGGCACUGGCCAUGGACCGCGCCCUGGUGGCUCGGCGGCCCAGCUCCCCAAUGACCCGGGAGGAGUUCCUGGAGAAGGCCGCUGCUCUCUUCAUCGCCAAGGUCAAGCCGGUGGCCUGAGCGCGCCCCCCGCCCCCGCACACCUUACCUGCCCCUCCUCCACCUACACAGCUGGGGGUCGUCGCCACCUGCUCCUGGGCAGAACACGGGUUUGGGGCCAGGACUGGACAGUCCCUACAUGCAGGGGGGUGCAGGGAGUCCUCCCCACACCCACCUUGCAACCUGGAAUCAUGCCCCAGUCCCUUCAGAGGGGAAGCCAGGGGUCCCAGGAAGUGGGCACGCCCUCCCUGCACCCCCGCAAAGGGCCCUCUCUCCUCAGAGUAAUAAAGUCUGUUCUCCAGGCUGA
Molecule: messenger RNA, 1293 nt
Organism: Leptonychotes weddellii (Weddell seal)
Lineage: Eukaryota; Metazoa; Chordata; Mammalia; Carnivora; Phocidae
Gene: TPGS1
Product: tubulin polyglutamylase complex subunit 1
Biological process (GO): protein polyglutamylation
Molecular function (GO): microtubule binding
Source: RefSeq, a predicted model, not a curated record